Molecule: messenger RNA, 2678 nt
Organism: Clupea harengus (Atlantic herring)
Lineage: Eukaryota; Metazoa; Chordata; Actinopteri; Clupeiformes; Clupeidae
Gene: prune2
Product: prune homolog 2 with BCH domain
Biological process (GO): apoptotic process
Cellular component (GO): cytoplasm
Source: RefSeq, a predicted model, not a curated record
AGCCCAUCCUCCCUUAUUUGGUUCCUGCCUGGGUCAUGUGAUCUUAAAAUGGUGGAAGCUGAGGGCUGUUUGUGAGCUGAGCAUCUCUCCAUCGUCGAGAGCUUGGAGCGGCAAGGCAGAGCACAGCUUGCGCACACAUCCAUGUUUCCGUGACCGUGACACAGAGAGGAAGGCUGUUAACUGAGACCUGAGCUGCCGUGAGUCCCCCUGGGUGCCGGGGUAUGGACCAGCCCUCUGAACGCAAGAUGAGUUCUGAGGGGGCGGAAGGCAGACCAGCACCGCCCACCUCCCUGCCCCUGCAGGGUGGGGGUGCCCCUUCUCAGAGGAAGAAGCUGUCCGCCCCCCGAAUCAGUCUAUCUCUGGACCAGAGUGAGGAUGACGUCUUUGACACACCCGAUGACCUGGACAUCAAUGUGGACGAUCUGGACACUCCUGAUGAGGCUGACAUCCUGGACUACACUGAUCAUGAGAUGGACUGGGAUGAGCCCAGGCCGAGCAGCCGGAGUGCGGGCCGUGAGGCCAGCCAGCCCAUCCCCACCACCAGUGCUGAGGAGGAGCAGCAGGAUGCCAGGCUCUGGAGGACGGUGGUCAUCGGAGAGCAGGAGCACCGCAUCAACAUGAAGAGCAUUGAGCCCUACAAGAGGGUCAUCUCCCAUGGAGGCUACUACAGCAGUGGCGUCAAUGCCAUCAUCGUGUUCGCCGCUUGCUUCCUGCCUGACAGUGACAGAGAGGACUACCAUGAGGUCAUGGAGAACCUUUUCUUGUAUGUGAUCAGCACCCUGGAGCUGAUGGUUGCCGAGGACUACAUGAUUGUCUACCUGAACGGAGCCACUCCUCACAGGAGGAUGCCUGGACUGGGCUGGCUCAAGAGAUGCUACCAGAUGAUUGACAGGAGACUGAGGAAGAAUUUGAAGUCCUUCAUCAUUGUUCACCCAUCGUGGUUCAUCAGGACUAUUCUAGCCGUCACAAGGCCAUUCAUCAGCACCAAAUUCAGUAACAAGAUCAAGUAUGUCCACACCUUGGCGGAGCUAGAAGAGCUCAUACCCAUGGAGCAGGUCCAGAUCCCAGAGAGUAUUAUGAGACUUGACGAGGAGCUAAAGGACUCUGCCGAUAGCUCUAAAUUCAAUGCCUUUCUCCAAGGAUCUGAUGCAGCGCCAACACAACCUGAAAAUGAAGCGUCCAGCAUGAGUAGCUCUUAAUGGAGGAGGCUGUCACAUGUUGGAUGGAUCUCCAACGGAAGUGAUUUUUUGAGGUCUCCAGCCCCUGGUCGUUGCUCACUGAAGUGGAUGCAAUAAUCACAACACACACACACACACACACACACACACACACACACACACACACACACACACACACACACACACACGAGAAGUCAUCUUGAGUGGGCCGGCAUCAUACACACUGGCUGAGAUAUGACAAUGUCAAGCACUUCCACUUUGUUAGCAUGAAGCGUCAGAGGCUAACCCACAAGACAACUAUUUCCAUCAAUCUUAAAUGGCACUUAAAAAAAUCUAGAGGCUACACCAACACCUUGCUUGACACAUUGGGGCCACUUUUCCAUACUAAAAACAUUUUUUGGUGAAACAGUAAAUCUGUAAUUUUAAUCUCCCUGGAUAGUUUUGUCAUUGUUGUUCCAUGAAAUGUGCAUGAAAUGAAAUCAAAGCAAUAAUUUUCUUGUAGCAUUUCGCCCACGGACCUUUCUUUCCUGGUCUAUGAUUUCACCCUUUGAUGCAAUUUCAGAUGUACAAUUUGUUGCCCGUACUUUAUAUCUUUAUGUCAGGCCAAAGUUGUAACUGGGGGAAAAAUGUUUUGUGUACACACAGGUACACAGCUCAAUAAGCUCAGUCUCAGUGAUGGCAUCAGAUUGAGAAAAUUGUGACAAUGAGUUCCUUGGUGCAGCUGCCAAAUUAGCUUCUAAACGAAGCUGUAUUAAUCAAUCUUCUUACUGGACUUGUCACUGACUCCUGUGGUCAUUAAACUUGUAUGUAUGUAUGGUCAUCAAGAAAGGUCCAUUACUCAAAACAACAGCUUACAUCACAACAUUAAGUCAUUGAGCAUAAGUUCCAUCAAGAGACACACUUUCAGUGUAAGUUGUUUACUUAGCAGAACCAUUUGGUCCCAGUAAUAGUGUAUGCCGUGUAUAGUGAUACGAAUAGAACAAGUUGUCCAUAUACAGUACAUUCAGACAGCAUGCCUUUUCUGAGGUCUGACUGGUCCGUGAACGUGGUUCCUUUGUCAUUGUCUGACGUGUGUGUGUGUGUGUGAGUGCGUUAGCUUGAGUGUUCUUCAUCAUUUGUGUGUGUGUGUGUGUGUGUGUGUGGUUCAUUUUCUUAUCUCUCACGCUCCUCCUGCAAACAGGAAAUGACCUCAAAGGGGGGACAGGGAAAAAAUAGCUGUUAAGCACAAUCUCCACUUCUGUCGAGUGUGUGUUUGUUUGGCUGUCUUUGUAUGUGUGUGUAUGUCUAUGCGUGCGUGUGUUUUGUGUAUGUGUGUUAAUGGGUGUGGAUGCCACUGCAUGUCCUCUAGCAGACAAUGUCAGAUGUUUGGUCCUUUAAUUAAACAGAGAAAUGAUGAGAAACUAUGAGUACUUUGGACCCAGAGGCCUUCUCCAGUUGUGUGAUACAGGUGUGUUGUAAAAUAAUGGAAAGGUAUAUCAAUAAAUACAGUUCUAAUGUAAA